Molecule: messenger RNA, 1530 nt
Organism: Knipowitschia caucasica
Lineage: Eukaryota; Metazoa; Chordata; Actinopteri; Gobiiformes; Gobiidae
Source: the annotation of a GenBank genome assembly
AUGGGCUGCAAGAAGAACCAGGCAGAGAAGAAACCUGCUCCCCUCAGCACUGCAUCAAGUCCUCCCUCUGCCGCCACUCUACCCUCAGGAAGCGCGGUCAACCCCAGAGUGACCGGGCCAAGUGGAAGAAUACUGCGCAGAUCAGUCAGCACAAAGAAGGCCCAGGUGAGGACAGAGCAGCCCGUCACCAGGGCACUGAGCGAAAGCAUUCCAAAGUUUUACUUCCCUCAAGGCAGGCCUCAAGCCAAUCUCAACAUCGACAGCCUCAUUUCCAAAAUAGAGAAAACAUUUUCUCAGUUUCCAAAUGAAAGGGCCACCAUUGAUGACAUGGGGCAGGUCGCCAAGGCCUGUGAGUGUCCUCUCUACUGGAAAAUGCCAUUGUUCUGUUUGGCCGGAGGCGACAGGACUGGCUUCGUGUCUGUUCACAAAUUUGUGGCUAUGUGGAGAAAAACGCUGCAGACCUGUCAUGAUGACGCCUCUAAAUUUGUGCAUCUCUUGGCCAAACCCGGCUGUAAUUACCUGGAACAGGACGACUUUAUUCCAUUCCUGCAGGAUGUUGUGAAUGCACACAUUGGCCUAGCUUUUCUCAAAGAAGCACCAGACUUUCACUCAAGAUACAUCACCACGGUUAUACAGAGGAUAUUUUAUAAUGUCAACCGGUCAUGGACAGGAAAAAUAACAAGUAAUGAACUCAGAAAAAGUAACUUUCUCCAGAAUGUGGCAUUACUGGAACAGGAAGAAGAUGUAAACCAGCUGACAGAUUACUUUUCAUAUGAGCACUUUUAUGUCAUUUACUGUAAGUUUUGGGAGCUGGACACAGAUCAUGAUCUGUACAUCGACAGAAAAGACUUGGCGCGGCAUAACGACCAAGCUCUUUCCCAUAAAAUGAUUGACAGAAUAUUUUCGGGGACAGUAACAAGAGACAGACUGGUGUACAAGGAGAGAAAGCUGAGUUACGCUGACUUUGUUUGGUUCCUGAUUUCGGAGGAGGACAAAAAGACAGACACAAGUAUAGAGUACUGGUUCCGCUGCAUGGACCUGGACGGUGACGGCGCGCUGAGCAUGUACGAGCUGGAGUAUUUCUACGAUGAACAGUGUCAGAAGCUGGAGGCCAUGGCCAUUGAGCCCCUUCCCUUUGAAGACUGCUUGUGCCAAAUGCUCGACCUUGUCAAGCCCGAGCUCAAAGAAAAGAUCACGCUGCGGGAUCUGAAAAGGUGCAAGACAGCCCACAUGUUUUUCGACACGUUCUUCAAUAUUGAGAAGUAUCUGGAACAUGAGCAAAGGGACCCGUUCUCUGUUAUAAGGGAGGUGGAGUCUGACGGCCAAGAGAUUUCUGACUGGGAAAAAUAUGCGGCAGAGGAGUACGAUAUUCUGGUUGCUGAAGAAGCGGCCAACGAGCAGGGCAAUGACGUCUAUGACGACCCGCUGCUCAUCUCCAGUGAGCUGGGCUUCACAAAGAGGCACUUCUUUGAGAUCCCAGGUCCCCAUGGCGAUUUGGAUGAAUAUGAAUACGAAGAAAAGUUUGAAUGA